Molecule: messenger RNA, 1867 nt
Organism: Closterium sp. NIES-67
Lineage: Eukaryota; Viridiplantae; Streptophyta; Zygnematophyceae; Desmidiales; Closteriaceae
Source: the annotation of a GenBank genome assembly
GAGAGCACAUAAUUCAUGGAGUCAAAAAUUGGUCCUCUCACCCACCAAUUCAUCGUUUUGCUCGUCGACUCUGCAGCAAUGGCUUCUUUCCUGCGAAUCCUCUCAGUCUUCCUUCUCGUUUCUUCUGCUCUCACCAGCUCGUUCUCUGCGCCCACCCACUCCAAUCUCAACAGUCUUGCCAAACCAUCCUCCAAUGACCCUUUAGCAGCUAUCUCUACAGCAGCAGCAGGUGAUUCUGCCACAAACGAGACCCCUUCUAUUGAAGCAUCCUCUGCGCCCAGGCGGCAGAUAUUCACCAAGUUCCCAGAUCCCAUCUGCAAGCGCGUUGGCGGAUGCCAGGAGCCCAUUGACCCCAUAGAUCCCAUUGACCCUGUUAACCGGCCAUGCAUCCCGCCACGUCAGCCGUGCCCUCUGGUUCUCGAGGCCAGCUCAGCAGAUACUGAGAAGGGCCGGUUCGGGUGCUAUGGGCCCCAGAUUCACUGCAACGGCAGCUGCUGCCUGCAAUGGACUUCACAGGGAAUUUCCCCUCGCUGCUGUGGCGGCAAGUGCUGCUUGGGAGGAGAAUCUCAGGGUCUCACCUGCUGCCUGCCUUCGCCCACCAGCGACCCAACCACUGCCGGCACCUGCUGCAGCAUGCGCACCAGCUUCUGCUGCGGCGGCUCCUGCUGCAAAUACGGGUCCACCUGUUGCAACGGCAAGUGCUGCGAGCCCGGAAGCACCUGCUGCAACGGCAAGUGCUGCGCAGGCGGCGUGAAAUGCUGCGGCGGGCAGUGCGGCUGCCCGGAAAAAUCAUCCUGCUGCGGCGGGAGCGUAUGCUGCAACGACAACUUAAAGCCCCAGUGCUGCAGUAUUCCUGGCAUGAGGGGCGGGGAAUGCUGCCCUGGGAUUGACAGCAGUGGGGAGGAAACCGGAAGCUUCUGCUGCGGGCAGCAAUGCUGCCAGGGGUUCCCCACAGUUCGCCCUCGCUGCUGCUACUCGCCUAAGACUGGCCCCCGCUGCUGCAAGCGCCCCAUCGAAAUCCCCAUUGAUAUUCCCAUUGGUUUGUCGAUCACACCUUAGGAGGACUUGGAGGGACGUUAGGGAGGCUGGGGAUGCUGAGAAGGAAAACGUGUACCUGAGCAGAAAAGGGUUUUGAAGCUGGCCCUACAAUGCGUUUCAAGACUGGCUGGGAAUCGGCAAGGACGCAGAGGAGGAGUGACGGCGAGUCUGCUGCAUUCAGGCGACGGAUCUUAUGGAUCUGGACCCUGAGAGACUUCGACGAGUGAUUUCAACGAAUAAAGGGAGGGAGACACAGGGGAAGGGACAUGAUGUCAUGCCGUGAGUUUCAUGUCGUGCCAUGAGUUUCAUGUCGUGCCAUGAGUUUCAUGUCGUGCCGUGAGUUCAUGUCGUGCCAUGAGUUUCAUGUCGUGCCAUGAGUUUCAUGUCGUGCCGUGAGUUUCAUGUCGUGCCAUGAGUUUCAUGUCGUGCCGUGAGUUUCAUGUCGUGAAUAGCUAUUGGCCUUCUGCGUGUAUGUCUCACUACGCCUUCAUGCGAACAAUCUGUACAGUCAACCUCAUGAAUGCCACGCCUUUUAAGACAACCACAAGCAUCCCAGCGGCACGCUGCACUAGAUGUCCGCGAUUAUUAUCCGAGCCGCGCGCGCUUUAUCUCCGCAGUCACUUCCAGCUUCCUCUUAGCCGCCUCAGGCGGGGCCUUGCACCGCUACAGUCAAGACCCCGUUAUACGCACCAGCUGUCACCUUAUCCGGCAACACAUUCUCUGACACCCGGAACCAACGGAGAAACUUCCCCGUGCUCUGUUCCAUCCCGUGGUGCUUAUCAUCUGGCGUGCCACGCUUUACCUCCGGGUCUAUUGCCCACUAGUAAUC